Molecule: messenger RNA, 831 nt
Organism: Mesorhabditis spiculigera
Lineage: Eukaryota; Metazoa; Nematoda; Chromadorea; Rhabditida; Rhabditidae
Source: the annotation of a GenBank genome assembly
AUGGGCACCACGUCGGCCCCAUGGGUGGCGCUUUGCGCUUCGAGCGCCACACUGCUUGUUUGUCUGCUUGCCGCAGCCUCGCUGUACUCCUCGGUGACGGAUAUUUGGAGCGAGCUGGAUGCCGAGAUUCUGAACUUUAGGACGAUCACCGACGAUAUGUGGCACGAUAUGGUGAUCCUGGGAGCGGGUACCCCGUCUACCCGCCAUACUCGUCAAGCUUACGGAGGCUAUGGAGCCGCCGGAAACCAAUCUCCUCCUCCCACUCAGGUCUUCCCCGCCUCGAACCCGUCGUUUAACCAACGAUGCCAAUGCACCACCGAGAACUCUUGCCCUCCCGGCCCGCUAGGACCCGUUGGAGACCAGGGACCCGAUGCCCCAGAUGGAUUGCCAGGAAUUGAUGGAAAGGAUGGCCAAGACGCCCAGGACCGCGAGCAGCGCGAAUCCACCGGAUGCUUCAACUGCCCCCAGGGCCCACCCGGCCCACCCGGUUCAACCGGUCACCCCGGGAAGGAUGGGGCCCAUGGGGAUGCCGGAACGCCUGGUGAUGAUGCGGAGAGCCCGGUGCCGCAGAAGGGACCCCGUGGACCUCCUGGAGAUGGCGGAGAUAUUGGACAACCUGGCCUCCCCGGUCGUGAUGCUCAGCAAGGGUCCCCUGGUCCGAAGGGAGAACCCGGACAACCCGGAUGGACCGGAGCUGCUGGAGCGGAUGGAGAUGAGGGAUACCCUGGAUCAACCGGAAACCCAGGAAAAGAUGCUCAGUACUGUAAAUGCCCGGCUCGUCGCGAGGGCGGAGAGUACGCCGGAUUCCACCGUCGCUUCCGGAAGUACCAC